CCUAUAACAUUUUUAAAAAUAAAAAUCUAUAAUAAGGCACCACGAACUACAUUAUUAUUUAUUAAUAACAAAAAUACGCCGUAUUUUAUUAUUAUUACAUAUUAAGAUAAAUACCAACGUCGUUACUGUUUGCGUUUCUGAUCCCGACCGUGGACCACUGGUCAAUUACUGGUGCGGCGUAAAAAUCGAUCAAUACCCUUUCCGAUUCCGGUUGAUACGACGCCAGCAGGCUGCAGCUGCCCGUGUUCGACAUAAAUUGAUCAUAAUAUUUAUUAUUAUUAUUAUUAUUACUGGUAUUGUUGAAUGUUGUUAUCACCGUCGUUUCGCACGAGACGCCGUGUGCCGUGACCAAAGUCAUUGUGACGACCAAUUAUAGGUAGUUGGGCUCGCGAUCGGAUUGACCUGCCGCCGACGAAGAACGAAGAGAAGUCGUCAGCCCCUCGACCGAGUCACCGACAAUGGCCGUGUGGCUGGAAGUACUGUUCGUGGCGUUUUUCAUAUCGCUGCCGUUCCUCUACGACACUCUACGAACGUUCCGCUAUCACUUCCGUCUGGCCAUCUUCUCUGUACUGGCCUCCCUCACGUCCUUGUUGGCCGUCUUCCAGUUCAAACACCGGUCCAGGUUGAUUGCAUAUUUUGGGCAACAAAUCUCAGAUUUAUUGUCUAUUGAAUGGUGCCUAUAUGGGAAACAAAAUCUAUCAUCAACACGUGCAAGAGUGGCUAUUAUAAAUUAUCAAACUGACAUUGAUACAUUAGGACUUUUGCAUUUGGUGUAUUGUCAAAAUAUGGAACUGAACAUAAUUUCAGAAACAAAUUUCAUCACCUUAUGGCCAUUUUCAUUUUUUCCAUGGCUAAUCUCAUUGGCCCUGUGUCCCAUUCAAUUUUUUUAUACAAAUUUGAGGUUGCUGAAUUUUUCUACAGCGAUAAUUGAUUCAGGGCCUACAAUUUUAUUGGCAUCAACUAUAAUGACAAAUGAAGAAACUAUUAAAAUGGCAUUAAAAAAAAAAUUGCCAGUGCAGCCUAUUGUAUUUUCCAACAACUAUUUCAUAAACAAAGAAAAACAUAUGUUUGAGCCAGGUCGUGUAAUAAUAUCUGUGAUGCCAAUAAUAGAAACUGAUGGUUUAUUGGCAAAUGAUAUACCUAACUUCAGUGAUGAAGUAAAUUCCAAAAUACGUGCAGAAUAUGACAGUAUAAGCAAAAUAACUCAACUGGGCGACUAUCAGACACCGUCUUUUUAGGCCUUAGAGUUAAUACUAUUAAUAAAACUCUUCCAUGCACAAUUUUUAAUUAGCAAAAUGACAAGUUAUAUUAAUUAUUUAAUUUAACAAGACACAUUUCCAUUCACUGUGGUAUUGCUUAAAAGUAUAUUUACACUACUUAAAUGUUGAUUAUUCUUGAUUGUUUUUUUUAUAUAUUAUAUAUUAUUCAUUGUUUCUUAUUUUACCUAAUUUUUUUUUUAAUGAAUUUUGUGUUUUUUUUUUUAUAAAAAUAUAAACAUAUUUUGUUCUUAUUGGCUGUGCAAUAUAAUAUGUAAUUUAUUAGAUAAUCAUAUUAAAUUUCAUUUUCAAAACUGCGAUUAUCGUUACAUAGUCUAAAUACCUUAAUAGUAUUUAUUUUUUUAUUCUCAAACUAGUCAUAAUUAGUAUUAACAUUUGUUUAAUUAUUUACUCAAUAUUAAAUGAAUAUUAAUGUUUUUUCUUAAAAUAUUGUGUUUGUUGUGUUUUAUUUAGACUUCCGUUAUUUUUAAAUUAGUUUUAAUAUUAAAAUAAUGACUAUCAUGAAAUGUUUAUUUUUUUUUUCAUUUAGUUGUAAAGAAAUAUUUUAAUUGUAAAUGGGUUGGGUGCAAUUACGUAUGUUAUUGGGCUAUGUAAAUUAAAAUAUGUCUAAUAUAGAAUUAGUUAUAAAAAUACAGUAAUGACUUAAAGAAUCUUAACUACCUACUUUUUCUAGGAAAAAAACUAUGCAUUAAGACUUUAAUUUGAUAUCCAAUAAAGUUAUCUUUAAAUUA
Metopolophium dirhodum (rose-grain aphid) is the source of this 2008-nucleotide messenger RNA. RefSeq lists its product as uncharacterized. The record is from RefSeq and is a predicted model, not a curated record. NCBI's taxonomy places the organism in Eukaryota, Metazoa, Arthropoda, Insecta, Hemiptera, Aphididae. The transcript is spliced from 6 exons. Bases 459 to 1238 code for a protein of 259 amino acids.